AGCAGCUUUCGCGAGAACUAGCGACGACGGCUACGACUAGCCGGUGGACUAGGUGCUUCCGACUCUCCAUCCAACAGUGAACAACAUUAACAAUGGUCCUCGACGUGAGAAUACGAUGCUGUUUACUGCUGCUAGUGACGAUACUGUGCCAAACCGUGACAGUGACAACGGCCCAAACAUGGCUACGUUCGCUGAUCGACAGCACGAACGGUACGAUCGACAUCAAGUCGUUUCCGGGUGAACAGUGCCUGCGCGUCUGCGAUGAUACCCAGCCUCGCAUCUGCUACUUCUCCUGGACCAUGGAGCACUAUCACGCGAUGGGACCUGCAUGCCGGGCGUGUUCCAAAGGAAGUCCACAGGAUUGUUUUCAUCCUGCUUGUCUCACAGCCGAUGGUGUGGAGCGUGGAGUCAUGAGUUUGAAUCGGCAGAUUCCUGGACCUAUGAUCAGCGUGUGCAAGGACGAUCUGAUCGUGGUCGACAUUACGAACGCUAUGGCGGGAACGUCCGCCACCAUCCACUGGCACGGUCUGCAUCAGCGGGCCACACCGCACAUGGAUGGCGUCCCGUUCAUUACGCAGUGUCCGAUCCAGUUCGGUAAUACGUUCCGCUACGCGUAUCUAGCUACGGAACCGGGCACCCAGUUCUAUCACUCCCAUUCGGGACACCACAAGGUCAAUGGUCACUACGGGGCACUGAUCGUGCGUGAGCCAAAGCGUGCCGAUCCCAACUCAGCGCUGUACGAUUACGACAGUUCCUCGCACGUCAUUGUGGGUUCCGAUUGGAUGCAUGUCGAUGGAGAAAUGUUUAUGCCCGGGCUACCAUCAUCCGGUGGUAUACUGCCGGUCAAUCUGCUCAUCAACGGUCGCGGUACCUUCAAGGAGAAUGAGAAUAGUUCGCGCACGAACGUACCGUUGGAGGUGUUCUACGUCCAGCGUGGUAAACGCUUCCGAUUCCGUUUUAUAAACGCGGCCAGCCACGUCUGCCCAUUGCAGUUACAGAUCGAAGAUCACACGAUGGAGAUCAUUGCUAGUGAUUCGUUUCAUCUGCAGCCGCACAAAGUGGAUACACUUGUUACUACUUCCGGUGAACGGUAUGACUUCGUUGUGCAUGCAAAUGGCGUCAAAGACACCUACUGGGUAAGAUUGCGAGCCUUGGGUUCGUGCGAACAGCUGCAACUGGAGCAGUUCGCUGUACUGAGCUAUAAGCACGAUCCAAAGGAGAAGCUGGCAUUUCCACAGGAGGAACCUCCACCGUACGAUAAGCCGUUCGCCGGUGCUCGCACUGCCAACCAUCCGAAUGCGACCUGCGGACAGCCCGCCUUUGGUGAUUACUGCAUCACAGACUUCCAGGCAUACGAUACGGAUGAGUCAAUCAUUAAUGGUGAACCGAAGCACAUCUUUACGCUCGGAUUUUCGAACUUUUUGGUCAGCUUUCACCACAUGUUCGAGACGCAUGCCUAUGAACACUUUAUGAACAUUCACGAUGAGCUGAUGCUACAGGGAGCGAUCAACGACCUUAGCUUCGCUUAUCCACCCUUUCCGUUGCUCACGCAACCGGAAGAGAUCGACGAGAGCAUGUUCUGCACGAACGGAACUCGUCCGGCGCGUUGUGCCGAUCGACAGCUGUGUACCUGCAUCCAUCGAUUGAAAAUCGAGCUGGGCGAUCUGGUAGAGCUGUACAUUCUGGACCGCACGGGCAUGAUCGAUGACCUCAAUCAUCCCUUCCAUCUACACGGUUAUCAAAUGUACGUCAUGGAGCUGGGUCAGGAUCGCCGAGUACCGGUGACGUAUGAGAUCGCACGUGAGCUCGCAAAACGGCGGUUCACGACCCGAAAUACAUCGCAGUUGCCACCGAGAAAGGACACGGUUUCCAUACCGAGCCGCGGAUACGCACGGGUGCGCUUCCGUGCCGAUAAUCCCGGUUUCUGGCUGAUGCACUGUCACUUCGAGUGGCACACGGCCGUCGGUAUGGCGCUGGUGCUGCAGGUGGGCGAUACGGAUCAGAUGGUGAAGCCACCGAGCAAUUUCCCGAAAUGUAACAGCUACACACCGAAGGUGGACGAUCUACUAAACGGUCAUAUUUAGAAAAGGCUAAGCACGACGGUACAAGGAUGAGUGAUAUAAGGAUUUAACUAUUUAUUUAUUCUAGUUGUAUUAGAAUGUUGAGCGCAAACCAGGCCCUUACUACAAACUGUGCAAAAGCAAUGAAGUGAAGGACCUACCACGAAAAAAUGCCAAUGUGGCAAUAAUAUAGUAACAAUGUUAUUAAAAUAAAUGUAACAAAAUACUGA
Molecule: messenger RNA, 2290 nt
Organism: Anopheles darlingi
Lineage: Eukaryota; Metazoa; Arthropoda; Insecta; Diptera; Culicidae
Exons: 4
Coding region: 93-2084 (663 amino acids)
Biological process (GO): iron ion transport
Cellular component (GO): plasma membrane
Molecular function (GO): oxidoreductase activity; copper ion binding
Source: RefSeq, a predicted model, not a curated record